Aspergillus novofumigatus IBT 16806 is the source of this 370-nucleotide messenger RNA. RefSeq lists its product as uncharacterized. The record is from RefSeq and is a predicted model, not a curated record. Lineage: Eukaryota; Fungi; Ascomycota; Eurotiomycetes; Eurotiales; Aspergillaceae. The transcript has 2 exons. The coding region runs from base 90 to 260 and encodes 56 amino acids.
AUUGCAACAGCGUGUUACCGUUGCGUUUGGACUUGUCGAGAUGGUGUCUGACUCGAAGCUCAGUCGCACCAUUUCCAAAUCAUAUCUUCAUGCUGCAGAGUAACCAGAAGCAACAUACGCGAAAUCUUUGUGUCUACGGAAUCGGUCCUGCGUUCCUGGGCUAUGAAUUUGCUGGUGUCCGUCAUGACUUUCCGGUCUUUCAUCGAUUCAGUUAUGGUAACGUCGAUUUACUUGGUCUUCCAUCGACUUGCCUUCUGUAAGGUCUGAUCCACUGAGUGCCUUGAGUGACCAUGAAGAGAGAAGUGCAGUCGUAGUGGGUAGAAUGGGAGGGGUAACGUAAAUAAUACGCGAGCCUUGUAGCUCACACUCA